AUGAAAGAUCCCUUGCGGCCCGGUCUGCAGCCGGUCUCCCAACUCAAGACCGGACCAACAACCUCGAGCACUCAGCCGGGCACGCUGCUCUCCCCAGGGCAGCCGCCUUUGAUACGACCCUCGUCGCGGUUGCGAGUUCAAAGAGCGUCCUCACGGGAGGAAACAUAUGAUUCUGCAAGCGAAAAGGCUACCCUUGAUUUGAUCCGACGAGUCCUUUACCCCCAAACCAGUAGCGGGCAUGGCGCGUCCUCUCCGCAACCAGCAGAGGAGCUCCUCCCUCCCCUCACGAGCUCCAAUGACGUGGACCAUCAACUCUACGCCAUCCUUGCAGUGAUAAUGAAAGACUUUGUCUAUUCGUGGUACUCGAAGAUCACUCCCGAUCAAGCUCUCGUUAACGAAGUCCUCCAAGUUGUUGCCCACUGCACCAGAGCUCUGGAACAACGUAUCCGACGGAUUGAUAUCACACAGCUGAUCUUGGAUGAAAUCCCUGCCUUGGUGGAAACACACAUCAGCUCAUAUCGUCUUUCCAAAGAGCGGUCAAGUUUAUCUGGAUUGCCCACGUCACGUCGAGCGCUCUACCAUGAGUUGAAUCCACAUCCAGGGCUAGUACCGAUUCCAGAUCCAGCAGAUCCUGAAACGAUCACUGCACAGACGGAAAAUGAGGCCAUGUAUCGGAGACUUCUGGCCAGCGGGACCCUCGCCGUUCUGCUGCCAACCGAAGAUUUGGGUAAUAGCAGUCUGAGGCACCUCGUGGGCGACAUCAUUUCAGAUCUGAUCUUAGGAAAACAAGUUGCCGGUCGAGUCUGCCAAAGCUGGUUCCUGUGGGAAACGAUCGGCAAAGCCGCCGAGGCAGGACAGCGUCGAGGUGCAAGCAACGGUGCCAAUGCUCCCACUGACGCUGCCGCCAGCCAGCUUGAUAGAUUUGGUCUAUUACAGGAUGACGAUCCUUCAUCUAUCACCGAUAACAGUCGUCAGUCGCAUGCAACCGUCUGGUUAUGGGCCAUUCUUCAAAACCUUUACCUUGGGUACCUCGGCCUUCGUUUCCUGGUGACUGGUCUGUUUCGUGUCGCAUCGGGCUCCAAAAAGGCAGUUUCUCGUGGUUGCAGUGUCUCAGGUCCCACUGCCACGUCAGAUACUCUCAUGCCCCCGAAUCCGAAAGCUUCGCCAUUUGAAGGCGCUACGACUAAAAUUCCGGUCCUGAACUAUCGACUGUACUCGAUGAUUUCGCAACUGCUUGGUAUCUCGCACCGGCUGCCCUGGCUCUCAGGAACACUGGCGCUUGCCCAACAUAUGAUUCUGGCUGGCCCAGGGAAGCUUGGACAAGCGGACGGAACACUUGACAGAUUUCUACGGGAAACGAUUGAGACGUACCUUUUGCCCCCCACUUUGUUGCCCAACCUCUUGAUUGCAACGCGGUCUGCCCUUGUCCCAGCCAAGGCCCGUUCGGUCGCUCCGACAGUGACUGGUGGUACUGGUGCAGCCUCGCUCUCAGCUUCCCAGCCAGCUAGUCAGGUACAGGCGCUGGCGUCCGGUGGGCAGGUGGCACCCGUCACGGUUGCUACGGCUGGAAUCCCCACUUCCGCGGCGGAACGCAGUCAGGGUGGCGGACCAGUCGGUCGCAAGAUCCUGAGUGAUAGCACUCUCAGCAUUAAAAGCAACGAUGAGCUGGGCACCGGUCAGAUCCGUCCAGAUGGCGAUUCUGCUCUGGGAAAGGCGGUAGAAGCAUACCGCUCACCUGCCCCAGUCCCAGGAAUCACCCUGGACGCUCACUCACCCGGGCAAUCUUCUCCGGAAAAUACCCCCAAACAGAUGAAUCACGAUGGCCCCUCGACUGCGGAGAUCGCUGCCAUCAAGCGGAGGUGUGCAACCUCUCUGUUGGCCGUGAUCCCGCGCAGUGUCGCACGAAAACUCUUUGGCGUGGUGCUGUCGCCUCAAGACGAUCGUACCUACAGCAACAAGAGCAGCGAAGGCAACACCGAGUCCCUUUCCUCCUUCAACGCGGGUGACUCGAGUUCAUCUGCUACGCCUGACGAGGAGUCUGAGGAGGCGCAUCUCCUGCAUGCGAUUGAGGAGGACUUUUUGGAUCUCAUGUCGGAUGAGUAUUGUAAUAAGCACUUGGUCUAUUCGAUUGUCGAGACUGUGCUGGCCAGAAUUCUCCCCGAGCUUACUGAGCGCAGUGUUGCCGAAAUCAUGGAAGAUCGGGGUGUUACUUUUGUCCCUGGGACUUCUGAAGCGUGA
Messenger RNA from Penicillium oxalicum, 2238 nucleotides. Its product is annotated as PXA domain-containing protein. The coding region runs from base 1 to 2238 and encodes 745 amino acids. The record is from RefSeq and is a predicted model, not a curated record. The transcript is spliced from 3 exons. Gene Ontology annotation, biological process: endosome to lysosome transport; early endosome to late endosome transport; protein targeting to lysosome. Gene Ontology annotation, cellular component: extrinsic component of endosome membrane; early endosome; late endosome. Gene Ontology annotation, molecular function: phosphatidylinositol binding. Lineage: Eukaryota; Fungi; Ascomycota; Eurotiomycetes; Eurotiales; Aspergillaceae.